Messenger RNA from Amoebophrya sp. A120, 6833 nucleotides. NCBI's taxonomy places the organism in Eukaryota, Dinophyceae, Syndiniales, Amoebophryaceae. The record is from the annotation of a GenBank genome assembly.
UCGAGUCUGGUACAACUGCAAUUCUGAUCGGGCAGUAGCGAGCGGCAGUGUGUAGGUACGUUGCUCGUGUUGUUUCUCGUCCGUAAAAUGGAGUUCAGUCGCUAGGACUUUUAGACAGAACAAACACGUGGCCAUCUUCAAUACCACAAAUCGCCACCAUGCCAACCCGUCGUUAUCGCUCUAGCGUGCACAAAAACGCCCUUUCGUUGCUGCUUUUCGUUUACUACCGGUGGGUCGUUUGGAUCGGGGGUUUUCAACUCAGCUGCAAUAGUGGUGUUCUGGACGUCGUGGUUCCGGUUGCGCGCGCAGAGGAAGCCGGCGCAGUAGAGCCGCUGCCGGCGGAGGACGCAGCUGCUAGUAACAACGACGACGACGACGACGAUCAUGUUGACGACGCAAUAACUCGCGAAACAACCGACCCCUGUCCGUUGUUCGGGCAGCAGUGCUUUGAAAACCCGAUGUACUUGGAAUUUUUCGAGCUGUGGCACCAGCACAUUCAGAUCUGGAACCCGGAUUCCACGCCCCAAAAGAACAACACGGUGAUCACGAAGUUGUACGAGAAAUCCCAGUACAUCCUCGCCCACUGGGUGCAUUUCUUUCCGGACUGGCGGGAGUGGCAGAGUCUAGCGUCGUUGGAGGUCGUGUUGAACCGGUAUGGGGAGAAGGAAAUCCAGAAAAACGUGCAGAAUAGUCUGACCUGCUCAAACGUUACAAUCUCAAACGUUACAAUAGAGUCUGGAUUUUGUAUUGCAUGAAGAGCAUGAGGACCGUAUAGAGGACUGAGCUUUUCGCAAUACAAAUUUCGCCAGAUUCUAGCGCGGUUUGGGACUCCGAAACUUGUCAUGCGCAAUGAUCCUAUGGGAGCAGGCUAGGUCAUGCAGUUCUUGCAUCACAGAUUUCCAGAUUCUAUUGUAACGUUUGAGAUGGUAACGUUUGAGCGGGUUAUAAGCAGACUCUGCUUCUCCGCGUUGAUUCUAUCCGCGUUCGUCUCCACCACAGAAUCUGCCCUGAUGCCGAUCAUUCCGCAAGCAGUCCGGAUGGUCUUCGACGUCUUGAAAAUCUGUCGCGCGGGAAUGCUAGUGCCGCGAUCAACAGUUGUUACACCGGGGGAUAGCAAAAGCAAUGAUCCAGAUGAUACUGCAGCUCCCGUCACUUCUUCUCUCUCCAAACGAAGCACGGUCCAAAAAAAACUGUACCCGAAGCUGCUCAACUCCGGCACCGUUCCGAAACGCCCUUCCGAUAACCAGGAAGUGGCGGCUUGGCCGUGCUGCGUGCAAGAGGACAUCGAUGUGAUGAGCGAGUUUUCGAAACACCCCGCGUGGAACGAACUGCUGGCUCUGAACAGAACAAGUGCAACUACUACCACUUCGUCUUCAGUACAUCCCUCCGAAGUAGAUCUAGACCACUCAUUUUCCUCCUUCGAAAGGGCCACUCCCUACCGUUUCAACACGGACUUUUUUUCCUUCUUCAAAGUAACUCCCCAGCAGCUUCUCUACCGGAUGCAUGACAAUGAAAAAUGCCUCCACCCCGGAACUUGCAAAAGUUUCUCAUGCAAAGUUUCCAGAUGAAAGCUUUUUGUGUUGCAUGAAAGGACUACGAGCCUUUCUGAUGCAGAAUCUAGACGCGCAAGGCAUCUUUUGCAUAACAGAUCCGGCUGCUGUUGGGCUCCUUUGCAGCUGCACAGAUUUGAGCUUUCUAGCAUGCAAGAUUUUUGAUGCUGAUACAUGCAAGACGGGGAGCGUUUCCAUUGAAAAGGUUCGCAAAAUAUAAAUGCCGCCAAGUUCUGGGUUGGGGGCAUUUUUCGUGGUAAUAGGAUGUUCCUCGUGAUCUCAUCCAGAUCCUUCGCCGGGUACAUCCAGCUCUCCGGGCUGAGAGCUGGCAUGCUAAACCUCUUUUUAUCACAGGAAAAUAAAAGUGUUAAUACAGUUACAACACACGUGUUGGAGUUUCUGCAUCACAAAGUUGCUCGACAUGGCAAAGAAAACCUGUGAUGCGCAGACUAUAAGGGAAAACACAAAUGAAAUGCGGCUGUCAAGCGUUUCCUGCAUGACAGAGGUUGUCUGUCUUGCUUGCCUUCCGUCAGAGUGUUUAUCUGUACCACUUUUUUCUUUAGGAUACUUCUCCUACGGGAAGUACUACGUGGAAAACCUCGGGGAAUUCGGGCGUAUGCAUUGCAGAUUAUGUCUCCUCCUGGGUCCGAAAACUUGUGAUGCUACUGUGUGAAUGGUCAGCGCACUGCAAUACGCAGCCACGCAUGACAAGUUUAUGGGGUCCUUUGUGUUUCGCUAUCCGCAUGGCAAGCCGCGUUUUUGCAUGACAGGAAAGAGGCUUUAUUCCUGUCCGCGCAUUAAAGAUUCAAAAGGCAUGUGAGACAAGCAUCACAAGUUGCAUGAUUCUUCCAGUCCCAGACAUAUUUGCACUUCAUAGGGCGCGGCAGACAACGACUCGCCGUGGACGACCGGGGGCAGAGUAUCACGGAGCAUAUGAAUUGCAAAAAUGUCUGGGUCUGGAAGAUUGCAACCUGUCAUGGUAAAUCUGAAGCAUGCAAAAGUCUGUGUUGCAUGAGUGCCAAAAGCUGCCCACUUUUGAUCAAGUUGGGACGAAGUUUCUCAUGCAGAAUAGGCAUGGCAGAGGCCUCGCAGAGUCUGUCAUGCUAAGUCCCGCAUUCCAGACCUCAUGGGUCAUGGCAAAUCUGCAUGACAAGUCUACACUCUUCCAGACCCAGACAUUUUUACAUUUGAUAGAGCACACGAAGUCGCAAUUUUUCAGUGGCGACGGCAGCAUGACGCUGUUCGGGGUAAAGAACGACACGGAGGGAGCGGGUGCUGGCCUGGUAGAAAUGGAGGUGGAACACGACGGAAACAGCGACAGUGGGGUGGUAGAGCAAGCGGCUUCUGACGAUGGAGGUUCCGAAGAACCAGAAUCCAGCGAUACAGCUUCAACACCCGACGUGAAGACGCAUUUUGUCCAUUCCAUCGCAAAUAUGAAGAUCAAGGGGCAGCUGGAGUUGAAGAGACUGCGACUGAAGCAGGAGAUAGAGGCGGAGAGGAAAAAGAGGAAAACUGACAUUGACCUUCACGCUGGAAUCAGCAACGCGAAAACCAUUGCAGCAUCAACUUCUUCUGACGAAGACGAAGACGAACCCGACGGCAGUACGGCAAUCGCGGAAACAACCCUCCGGGACCCGAAGCAGAUGUUAUUUCCGGUAAGUUUGAUGCAGAACUUUUUCCAGCUCGGCUACCGGUAUUUGUCCAUUACCGGGUUCAUUUUGUGGGCGGUGAUACCUGGCACGAACGGACCGCCGGAAGAGAUGGUCGCGAAGAAGGGAAUCGAUUUCGGCGAUUUUCAUAGCAGAGAUACAGAAAAAGGAAAAAAGCAAAAGAAGAAGUGGCGGAAAAAGAGGAGAAAUAAAGGCACAAAAGAUAGCGAUCGCGACGGAAGAAAAGGAAAAGGGAAGGGAACUACGAGAGUCGAAAGCAAUAAAAUUGCAAGCUGUAGGAAGAGAAUAAGGGACAGUCGUGGCAGCAGUGCCGACGAUAAAGUUUUCAAAGGUAGUAGAGCCGGAAAAAGUGCAAUUGCUAAGGCAUCCUCGUCCGUUGCAUCGAGAUCCUCUUCUAGGGAGGUGGGUCUCUACCAAACCAAGAAAGCGAACACGAGAAAUAGAAAGGCAACUUUGAAAACAAACCCGAACUUAGUGUAUCCGGUAGACCAGAGUUUGAACAUACUCGAGCCUCUGUACGCCGUUCCGAUUAACGGGAUCUACGACAAACUUGCCCACGUCAUGCACUUUGACUUUGACAGUUCCAUUUGGCUGGGCAACUGGGUGAAGCAAACGAAGCGCUCCGCGUUUUGGAACAUGGAAAAACUCGUUUUCCACGUGAAGGACGCGGUACGGUUUUCCGAGGUGUUUGCGGAAGAGACGGAAUUUCUGGUGCGGGAAGAGCAAACUGACGAAAAGGGGAGUGAAGAUGAGGAAGCUCUGUAUGAUUUCUGCGACGACGCAAUUCCUACAACUUCUGAACACAGCGAGACCGAGACCGACACCUCGAUACCUGCAGGAAUGAUAGACCGUCAGAAGGGCAGCGCAGCAGGCUCUGCUGCUGCCACCGGUGCAGCAUCUUCUACUUCUUCAAAGAGCGCUUCAUCAACAUCUGAUGCAGUAGACCAAGAGGACGAGGAAGAAGGCCAGCAAGAUGCCGAUCUCCAGUUGGAAGAAUCCGCCGAAGAUUAUUCAAGAAAAAACACCCAUCCCCAUCCAAUUUGUCAUUCAGAACAUGCAUAAGCUCCAGUAUUUGUGAUACAAAAAAUGGAUGGGAAUGGGUGUCUUUCCCCGGAUAAAGAUUUGAAGGAAAAGCACGAUUACCUCAUCUUAGACGUUGGUAUGGGCCUCUAUGCAUCGCAAAUCUGUCUACUUUGAUCUGGCCGAAGAGUCCAAGUCUGUAAUGCUAGGUCUCGUUGACACAAAGAUGAAGAUCUGCAUUGUAUGAGUAGCAAAUAAAGUCACUCGAUUUUUCGGGUUACCUCUUGAAGGUGACAUUUCUCAUGCAGGAUUGGCAGUUUUGAGGAGCCUACCCCUACGCGAAGCUUGUGAUGCCAAGACUCGCAUUCUAAACCUGCGGUGUCAUGCGAAAGUUGGAUCAGACCCAGACAUAAAAUUUGCAAUGCAUAGCCUCGGCGCAGACACCAUGUUCUACCUGCACUCCGGCUUCCACGUCGUCACCGUCGAGUCGAAUCCGAAUAGCAUUUUCCGUAUCCUGUGUAAAAGUAUUGCAGUAAUGCAUUGCAAAUUUCUUUCUUAAGAUGAAUCCGCAUGACAAAUGUUAUCUCUCAUGCUAAGGAAAUUUGUAAUGCACUUAUACGAGUGCGAUACCACUUUUGCAAUGCAUAUUCCGUGCCCGGCAGCAGUUUGAAAAAGAAUUGUCCACCGGGCAAUUGAUUUUACUGAACUACGCCAUUGUCUCUGAAGAAAAAGCGGAGGAUAUCACUAUGAAAAACCCCCCCUCCCCAUAUCAAAAUGGAAAUUUCUGUUGCUGAUUUGCGUACACAAAUCAGCUUUGUAUUGCAGAGACGCAUUGCGGGCAGAUCUCCAGGCUAGAUAGGGGCGUAUGUGUCUAGUUGUUCAGCAUGGCAAACGGCUCCCCUUUAGACCCAGGAGCAUGACAAAUCGCUUCCAUAAUGGGGCGAAAGUUCCUGCCCUUGUCUUCUUGCAAGACAAAUAUGAUUUGUGACCUCAAAUCAGCAACGCAAAUUUUCGAAGUCAUACCUUUUCAAUACGGGGAGGGGGGAUUUUUCCUUUCAAUAGAGGAUCUGUACCGGAAUAGCACGUUCGUGCAACUCUCCCCCCGGGCGGAGACGAGCAAAUUGGUGAAUAACGACGAGAUGUUUUGGCGGACGAUGUUCGUUUCCGACGGCACGACGCAGCAUCGACGGAACGUCCGGAUAAAAUCGCAGUGGAUUCCGAGCUUGUCCUGCGCGAGCUUGGUGAAGCAGUUCGGCAUGCCGUAUUUCCUGAAAAUCGACGUGGAGGAGAACAGCAAGGACUGCCUGAGGUCGAUCCUAACCGACGGAAUUUGGGUGGAAAAAUCCCGGGCCGUUUUAUCAAGUAUCAACUGCAAAUAUGUCUGGGUCUGGGAGAUUCCGAGAUUUGUCAUGCUAGUCUGGCAUGACUCUGCACUCUGUAUUGCGUGGCCGCGAAGAGCUCCUGCUCCCUGUCGUGCAAAAACGCAGUUUCUCAUGCGGAAUACGCGACUCAGGACCAUGCAAAAAACUUGUCAUGCUUAGCAGUUCCUUGCGUCUCGUCACAAGUUUCCAGACACAGACACAUGUGCAAGGCAUAUCCAGCAGUCGGGAACUACGGGCGGACGGGAAAUAUAUCGACGAAAACGACCCCAAAUUGUUGUUCGGCGGGAAUAGUAGGGCGCACAACGAAUUCUCCGCGGAAUUGGCCGCGCGGGGUGGAGGAACAACUUCUGCAAGUGAAACAGCGGAGGAAGAUAGAGGUAAAUUAUCAGAGGCGGAGAGAAAGCAAAAACAGGAAGAACUGUUCAAGUACAAAACGAACCUCUGGUACGAGAACAACAAGAAGAUUGGGGACAUCAACAAGUUUUCCCUUUACGAGGAGACGCAAGGCGGGUUUUACGUGAGGAAAGUGCAGCCACGGGACAAUUUGCCGCCGGUGUACGCUAGAAUAGACCCGCCGAAGUACAUCUCGAUUGAGAUAGACAGCAUGCGGGCGUUCGCGCGGUCGGUAUUUCCCACGGCGGAAGCGUUGGGCUACAACAGGUUCAAAAUUGCGCGGCAGUACAUCUACGCGCCGAAAAUCUGCUUGUACCGAGAUGAACCCUGUGGCGCGGGGUUGUUUGGGGAAUUAGCGGUGGAUGCAAAGUUCGGGACAAGGUGGCGGACGCGGGACGAGCUGCUGUUUGACAUAGACUGGAUGCGGGAGAUAUUGAAGGGGAGCGACUGGUUUGACCUGCACAUGACCAGGAAAUAGGAGUUAGAAGGAGAAAUGGUUGUUCUAGAACUCAAAGCGACGUAUAGUUGGAUGAUGAUACUUGUCUACGCGCAAUGAAUAAUGUGUAAAUACUUCUGCGAUGAGGAUGACGAGCGGCCGCAUUGUCUUUUUAAUGUUUUUCGAGCUUGAAGAUCAUGUCGGAUUACAAAUAAGUAUCCAAAUUUCAAUCCUUUAAAUUCACAGUUCACCUAUCAGAUGGCAAAACUGGCUUAGUCGAUGAAUAAAUGCACGUCCUACUACACGACAAGUCUGUGCCAUGCUUUCGAAAUAAACCAUACGCAAAUCCAGAAGCUUCAGCGAAGAUUACGUGCGCCAGCAU